Colletes gigas is the source of this 1915-nucleotide messenger RNA. Its product is annotated as malonyl-CoA decarboxylase, mitochondrial-like. Gene Ontology annotation, cellular component: mitochondrial matrix; peroxisomal matrix. The record is from RefSeq and is a predicted model, not a curated record. Gene Ontology annotation, biological process: positive regulation of fatty acid oxidation; fatty acid biosynthetic process; malonyl-CoA catabolic process. Lineage: Eukaryota; Metazoa; Arthropoda; Insecta; Hymenoptera; Colletidae. The transcript is spliced from 11 exons. Gene Ontology annotation, molecular function: malonyl-CoA decarboxylase activity. Bases 246 to 1751 code for a protein of 501 amino acids.
CAUUAUGAUAAGAUUAUGAUAAGAUUAUGUCAAUUAUGAUAAAUAUGACCACGCUGCAGGAAAGCAGUAAUUUAAUCUAAUCUUAUCAUUGUUUUUCAUGGGUUUCUACAUAUAUUAUUACGAAAUAAAUACGCAGUCUUAGAUGUGCCGAAGAAUAAGUGUAAUUAAAGAAACACCAAUUGUCUUCCAAAGUUAUUUUCAAGAAUUCAUUAACACAUUAUCGUACUUUGUAAUAUUAAAUAAACAUGAUAUUCAUAAAAUUUCAUUUGAGGGUUUUGGGUAUUACUCGUAAUAACAAAUUCAUUUCAAAGUGCAUUAUAAAUAAUUCAAAAUUUCUGUGCUGUCAAAAGACAUCAACCCCUUAUGAAACCGAGACAUGUCUUAGAAAACAAUUGGAAGAAGUUUUUAAAUUUAAAAACACUAAUGUUAGUAAUUGGAUUAUCGAGAAUAAAGCGCGUGCUUUGUGUAUCGAAUAUUACAAAAGCCAGAAGAUGGAUAGACAGCAAUUUUUACAAUUAUUAGCUGCCAAGUAUGCUGUUCAACAUGAUGACAUAUGUAACAUAGCAAAGAAGUUACUUUGUACAGAGUCUAACAAUAAAAGACUGAUAAUUUCUUACGAACAAAAAUUAAAAAGUAUUCUUACGUCAGAUUAUCAGUGGCUAUUUCUUAUCAUUGGAAGACUCGAAAGUGGUGUAAAAUUUCUUGUCGAUUUAAGAACAGAUAUUAUGGAGUUAAUGGUAGAAACCAAAGAAACAGAUGAAAAUAUUGUAAUACAACAGUUAAAUAUGACGUUGCAAGAUUUAUUAUUACUCUGGUUUUCAGUAGGUUUUCUGCAUUUAGAGAGAAUCACUUGGCAAAGUGCAUGCGACAUAUUGCAAAAGAUUUCAGAUUACGAGGCAAUACAUCCUAUAAAAAAUUGGUUGGAUUUAAAACAAAGAGUCGGACCAUAUAGGAGAUGCUAUGUUUUUACUCAUCCAUCUAUGCCAAGAGAACCACUUGUCGUGUUACAUACAGCAUUAUGUGACAUAAUACCAGACAGUGUAAAAGGUAUUGAAGAUGCAAAGACCAGAAUCCUUGGUGAUAAAAGAAAAGAAAUAACAUUCCAGGAAGAAGACAAAUCUAAAAUAAAAGCAGCAAUAUUUUACUCGAUAACUUCUACGCAAAAGGGAUUAAAAGGUAUCGAACUCGGCAAUUAUCUAAUAAAAGAAGUAGCAAACAAAGUAAUAUCUGAAUUUCCUAUGAUACGUGAAUUAUCUACUUUAUCGCCAAUACCCAAUUUUAGAAGUUGGCUUCUUGAAAAAUUAAAACAAGACGUAAAUUAUAUUUUUACGGCUGACGAAUGUAAAUCCAUGCAGAAUAUUUUGAAAGAAGAAAAUGUAGCGCUCGGUUUAAAAAAAAUAUUUAAUAAUUCAUUGUGGACCAAUGAAAAAGAAUUAUGUGAAAUGUUAAGAGAGCCAUUGAUUCGAGUAUGUGCAUGGUAUUUAUAUAAGGAAAAAAGACGGAAUUAUGCUUUGAAUAACGUUGCGAAUUUUCAUCUUCGUAAUGGAGCAGUUAUGUGGAGAAUAAAUUGGUUGGCCGAUCCUUCACCGCGUGGUGUCGCUAAUAGCUGCGGAAUUAUGAUAAACUAUAGAUACUACUUACACGAAAGUGAAAAAAAUAGUCAAAAUUAUAUUGAGAAUUAUUUCAUAAAUGCAUCUGAAGAUAUAAUUAAUAUUGCUAUGCGUCAAAACGAAUUGAGGAGUAAAAUGUAAAAUAGUAAGGAAAAACUGUUUUUCUCAGGUACCUGUAGUCAAGGCUGGGUUUGGUGAAAGUUUGUGGGAAGAUGAGGUCUACUUUCUAGUUUUGUAUAAUCCAAAUGAAAUUCCUUUGCUACUUUUCUCCAACUUUGCGCAUCAAAAUAAUAAUAAGUACCACG